Molecule: messenger RNA, 444 nt
Organism: Fomitopsis serialis
Lineage: Eukaryota; Fungi; Basidiomycota; Agaricomycetes; Polyporales; Fomitopsidaceae
Exons: 3
Coding region: 1-444 (147 amino acids)
Biological process (GO): endoplasmic reticulum calcium ion homeostasis
Cellular component (GO): endoplasmic reticulum
Molecular function (GO): calcium ion binding
Source: RefSeq, a predicted model, not a curated record
AUGUCCGAGUUCGCGGACGUCACCACGAACCUCCUCAAGCCCCUCGGCGCGCUCGACCUCCCUGUGGUGCUCUCGAACCUGUCUACCCUGAAGUACUUCCCUCGCUCCGCCUUCCAGCUCGUCGACACGAUCGCGGGCGAGGGCAAGGCGACCGGGAUACGCGGAGGUCUCGGCGCGCAGCUCAGACCCGAGACGAAGAACAAGCUGAAGAAGGUGCGUGAAGAGAUCGUGAAGCAAAUUAGGGAGGAGGCAAAGCGCGAGCAGAAGGAGGAGGAAGAGGAAAGGCACGCAGCGGCGAAGCGGAAGGCGGAGGAGGACUGUUUGAGCAAGUUGAGCCCAGUGCGAUAUGACAAGGCCGCUCCGGAUUCCCUCGAGCACCGAGACGUAUGUGCAUCGUGCAGGCUGUACCCGCCGUGCCAAGGGUAUGUUCAGUGGGUCAAUUAA